AUAUCCGCCGGCGGAUUUGGUGCCUAGAACAGUAUCUGCCAGGCGCAGGAUCCGCCGGUACACCGGCCGCGCCGGGGCCAAGCGCUUGAACUAGCUUCCCGGCUUCGCUAGUGCUCGCACCGGCUCGCACGGUAGUACACCAGAAAGGGGGAGGGGGCCGGGGCCGUGGGGGGGGGGGGGGAACUCGGAGGCUGGGAAUUGGAUAGGAAGAGUCCAUUAUAUUAGAGGUUAAAAACUUCCAAUGCAAAAUAGGCAUCUAUUUAAAAGUUAUAUAUUUGAUUGAUGAUAGCAGGUAUCUUCGACUGCUUAACUACUAAAUGUAUCGAUUUUGUCAUUCUCAAACUAAGGAGUAAUAUUGACACUAGUAAUGUAGAUUAUUAAAAAAAAAAAAUCAUUUUCGCAUGGUACAGAACCGUACCGUACCCCAUAUCAAAGUAAUCAAUCACCUUUCCAUUUCCGGACUGAUUCCGAGACGCCCUCCGAUUGACAGAGCAGAAAGAAUAAUGAUUCGAUUCAUCUUAAUUCAGAACCGUGCUGGUAAGACUAGGCUUGCCAAAUGGUACAUGGCAUUUGAUGAUGAAGAGAAGCAAAAGUUGAUUGAAGAAGUCCAUGCCCUGGUAACAGUCCGAGAUGCUAAACACACUAACUUCGUAGAAUAUCGUAACUUCAAGAUUGUCUACAGGAGAUACGCCGGUCUAUACUUUUGUAUCUGUGUAGAUGUAGGAGACAACAACUUAGCCUACCUAGAAGCUAUACACAACUUUGUGGAGGUCUUGAAUGAAUAUUUCCACAAUGUUUGUGAGCUGGAUUUAGUCUUUAAUUUUUACAAGGUAUACUCAGUUGUGGAUGAGAUGUUCUUAGCUGGUGAGAUCAGAGAAACAAGUCAGACCAAGGUUCUUAAACAAUUAAGCAUCCUCGGACAGUUAGAAUGAAUUACAGUUAUUCCAAUCUAAUAGUUUAAUCAAUUGUGAAUUCUUCAAAAUGUCUUCUACACUGAUUUCACCAGUAUGCUAUAAUAUUCUUUAAUCAACCAUACCAUGACACAUACACACGGUUGCAUCUUGGUAUUAAUAAUGCUUAUUGACAAUAAUGUUGGAGGUUUUUAUUGAAAUCUUGCUUGGGACUUGAAAUGGGACUGUUUCAUAAAGUGUUUCAAUCAAACACAAUUCCAAAAAUCAAAUUCAACACAAUUUUCAACCAAUCAAAAUUGUGCAUUAGGACUUAUAAUCAUUAUAAUUUCUGAUUAAACAACAUAUCUUACUGCAGUGGAUUCCAAUGGGUUUUCAAAUACAAUAUGUGCUGUCUUUGCCCAAACCAUGUUUUUUUCUGGGAGGUAAACUUGUCACAUUGCCCUUGUAUAUCAAUCAUGAAAUUUUAAUAAUUUAAAAUGCACAAUAAAGUCUGACACUGACUCUUUUUUGAAGUGCUUCUAAAGGAUUAUUGUAGUUGAUAUGGUUGUUGAUGCAGUGUUUGGAGACAUUUUGAGUAUAUUCAAUCUUUUUAUUAUUGAUAUGUAUAGAUAUAUGAUAAGAAACUUGUAUAGUAAGUCUAUUACUGUAUGUUGUAUUAUCCAUGUAUAUAUUUUAUGUGACCAUCGUGUGGUUUUUCCCAACUAUUCCAGACAUAUUUGUUGUCCUUUAGUUGAUGGCAUUGUUAUUCUGUUUGUUGAAUCAUGAAUAUUUGCUGAAAUGGCAAAUGAAUUCACAGGUUAAUGAAAUUUUACUAUGUCUGUAACAUCAGAGACCAAUUCAGGUAUAAAUUUUGGUAGUUCCUGAAAAAUGUUUAAAACUUUUUUAACUCAUUUCCAGGGCCCUAUUGCAUAAGCCAGAGAAAACUUGGGUUCAUUAUUUACUUACUCUGUCAACCUUGAAAAAGAAAGGCAAUGGGCUGAUUCAGCCCUGAUGACAUUUCUUUAAUAAAUUUGUAACACAAUAGGCUCUCAAAGCUACACUUCAGGGCUUUUUUUCUUUUUUCAUUCUCUCACAUGUUUAAAACCUUAUUUUAUUGUGAUGCUUAGGUUGGUGUACCUAAGUUAGGUAUGAUUAAUACUUACAAGGCAGAUUGAAUAUUCCUCAAAAUAUUGUUUCUUGUACAAUUCCAUAUCAACAUUAAUUUCCAGCUAGAAUUCACUAAUGUAUGAUUAAUUUUAUUAGUAGUAUUACAGAUCAAAAUAUAUUAAUUUUUGAUUUUUAUAGUCAUAGUAAUGUUGCUGACAAACUUAGGUGAAAAACGAUAACCCAGGUUUUCAAUUUUUACCAGUUUUGCACAAAAAAAGUGUCAACAAAGAAUCAUUCCCAAAACAAGUACAUUUGUGUUAUGUUUGUUUUUGUUUUUUUUAAGAAAUCGUUCUACCUAUCAUGAUAUUAGUGUGUAUCAAAGUAUUUAUAAUACCAUUUCCAGUCCUUACGGAGAUCCAAGUCAAAUUAGAAAAGGGAUGGGAUAGGAAUUGGGAGUUUGGAGACCAUUUUUUAUUCAAGUGAAAGAAAGAUGUUAUACUACAUUUUGAAAAUAAUCAUUAAAUUGAAAAGUACCUUCAUUUUUUAAAUAUCAGUGAAAGGUUUAACUUUCAUGGGUCAUACAAUAAAUUCCUGUGUAAUUUAUAUGUUAGUUUGAUAUGAUGUUUUAUAUAAUAUAGCAUAUGUCAAGAAAAGACCAUGUCUGCUAGUAUCCAGUUUAUAUUUUAAUGCAAUAGCGAGUAAACGUGUGUUGGUUAUUAUUAUAUAAUGUACAUGUAUUUUCAAUAUUGUGACAAUGUUCUAGCACCAAAGCCAUUUUUUUGUGAUUGUUCAUACUCCCUGAAUUAUUCAAUAAAAUUCUUUGUGCUUUGUGAAAAUAUA
Molecule: messenger RNA, 2837 nt
Organism: Lytechinus pictus (painted urchin)
Lineage: Eukaryota; Metazoa; Echinodermata; Echinoidea; Temnopleuroida; Toxopneustidae
Product: AP-2 complex subunit sigma
Exons: 4
Coding region: 402-932 (176 amino acids)
Biological process (GO): intracellular protein transport; clathrin-dependent endocytosis
Cellular component (GO): membrane coat; intracellular membrane-bounded organelle; AP-2 adaptor complex
Molecular function (GO): clathrin-cargo adaptor activity
Source: RefSeq, a predicted model, not a curated record